GAGGGAGUGAAGACAGAGAACGACCACAUCAACCUGAAGGUGGCCGGGCAGGACGGCUCUGUGGUGCAAUUUAAGAUCAAGAGGCACACCCCAUUGAGCAAGCUGAUGAAGGCCUACUGCGAGAGGCAGGGUUUAUCGAUGAGACAAAUUAGAUUCAGGUUUGAUGGGCAACCAAUUAAUGAAACAGACACUCCAGCACAGCUGGAGAUGGAGGAUGAGGACACCAUUGACGUCUUCCAGCAGCAGACCGGGGGAGCACGGGAGACCAGCUGCCUGUUGGUACACAGCCCAUAGAGGGCUGUCCCCACCCCAUGUCAUCGUCCUUGCACAUGCUGUCGCAUAGUGAACACGUGACCAUACCAAUCGCCAAGGAGUCUACGGCAGCAUGAGGACGUUCACAGAAACGAUUCUCCUCUUCCAUGUACUUCGAGUGCAACUCUAAACUAUCUGCAGGGACGAAUCCACAACUUAAAUUGGGCCAAUCAGAAUUAUUAUCUUUGUUCAGGUAACAGGAGUCAUGAGGUUUUUUGGGUUUGUUUUGUUUCAGUUUUUGGUUUCCCCUCAUUUUCAAUAUUUUCAAACCUGUGGCCUGAAUGUUGGCCUUUAGUUGUGAGUUGCAACUGCCCUCCCACCACCAUCCAGUCAUGUAGAGUGCUUAUGGGCACUGUGGUGGGGGUAUCUGUUGGACAAGUGUGGGGGCCUGGUGGGGAUAGGAGGCAGAAUUUCACUUACUCUUCAUUGUUGGCAUGUUCUUAACUUGCUGAGUGUUGCAAACUUCAGCUUUGUCAGCAUAUAUUAAAGUUGAAGGGAAAAUAUUGGGCUGCUUCUAAAAGGUGGA
This is a messenger RNA of Tupaia belangeri chinensis (Chinese tree shrew), 838 nucleotides long. RefSeq names its product small ubiquitin-related modifier 3. The record is from RefSeq and is a predicted model, not a curated record. NCBI's taxonomy places the organism in Eukaryota, Metazoa, Chordata, Mammalia, Scandentia, Tupaiidae. Gene Ontology annotation, molecular function: protein binding.